AAAGGGCUGUUUUUACCUAAAUGCAGUGUUUGUUGACUGCUGGGGAUGUGGAAAAUUUUUGAGGGGAAAGAAAUGGAGAAGAACAGAGUAGUAACCGUCUCUGCUCUGCAGUUCGCCUGCACCGACGAUGUCACCGCCAACGUUGAGACGGCCGAGAGGUUGGUUAGAGUAGCUCACCAGAAGGGAGCGAAUAUCAUUCUCAUUCAGGAAUUAUUUGAGGGGUACUAUUUUUGUCAAGCACAAAGAGAAGACUUUUUCAAGAGAGCUAAACCUCGUGAAGGGCAUCCCACAAUACAGAGGAUGCAGAAAUUGGCAAAAGAAUUGGGAGUGGUACUGCCAAUUAGCUUUUUCGAAGAGGCAAACAAUGCACACUACAAUUCAAUUGUAGUUAUUGAUGCCGAUGGGACUGAUCUAGGACUUUACCGGAAGUCCCACAUCCCAGAUGGCCCAGGUUAUCAGGAGAAAUUUUAUUUCAAUCCCGGAGACACUGGCUUUAAGGUAUUCCAAACUAAAUUUGCUAAAAUUGGAGUAGCAAUCUGCUGGGACCAGUGGUUCCCGGAGGCUGCCCGAGCCAUGGCACUUCAAGGUGCAGAAAUAUUGUUCUAUCCGACUGCUAUUGGUUCUGAACCUCAAGAUGUAGGCCUGGAUUCUCAAGAUCACUGGAAACGAGUAAUGCAAGGCCAUGCAGGGGCUAAUGUGGUUCCUUUAGUAGCUGCAAAUCGCAUAGGCAAGGAGACAAUUCAGACCGAGCACGGCAACAGCGAGAUCACAUUCUAUGGGAAUUCGUUUAUUACCGGGCCCACCGGUGAAAUACUUGCAACUGCUGAUGAUAAACACGAAGCUGUUCUCGUCGCAGAAUUCAAUUUGGAUAAGAUCAAAUCGAAGAGAAGUAGCUGGGGUGUAUUCCGUGACCGUCGCCCCGACCUGUACAAGGUUCUUCUUACAUUGGAUGGCAAGAAUGUGGCUUCUUGAUCCGAGGUCAGUGUUUUUAAAGUGCUGUUAAAUUAUCUCCAAAACUAACUGUGUUGUGCAUUUUAGAUUUUUAAUUGGGAGAACUUCGACCCUAUUGCUCUAAUUAAAGAAUAAAUCAAAACUUGGUUGUUUCCAACUUCA
This is a messenger RNA of Andrographis paniculata, 1113 nucleotides long. RefSeq names its product N-carbamoylputrescine amidase. The record is from RefSeq and is a predicted model, not a curated record. Gene Ontology annotation, molecular function: N-carbamoylputrescine amidase activity. Bases 46 to 972 code for a protein of 308 amino acids. Lineage: Eukaryota; Viridiplantae; Streptophyta; Magnoliopsida; Lamiales; Acanthaceae. The transcript has 9 exons.